UGUUGGUCCUAACCAGAUCAGCAGUUGAAGUGCACGCUGCGAGUGCUCACGCACGCACAUUCACACAUACACCAACGCUUCUUCAGGCUGGGUGGUUGCUGCACGGGCACCAUGGAGCAAAAAGCAGCCAAGGAUGAAGGCACGUCCAGGGGACAAGAGUCCUACCAGCGGCGCAUGUGGAAGACUUUCCAGGAGAAAACCAAGCCGUGGCUCAGUCCCAAACUGGGCUCCGAGCGUCGCGCUAGCGGCGGAGCGGAAGGGACCAAGAAAGAAUCCGGCUUGUGGAUGUUCAAGAGGAAAAAGAAACACUUGGACCGAGUUUUUUCGUCCUCGCAGCCCAAUCUGCGCUGCUCAUCUCCGUCCGGGGACAAGUGCGGUGGCGGCAGCGGCGACGCGGCGGCCGGGACCAGCCGAGGAGGAGCCGAGGGGCUGCUGCACCAUCUCGGCGCGGCAUCCGGGAGCAAGCCCGAGCUGGCAGCCCACGGAAGCCCGAAGAUCCACGUCUCGGAGCUCAUCGCGUCCCAGCAGAAGAGCUCCUCGCUCGGAUCGGCGUGUUUCGAGAAGCUAGUGGUGGAUCCGGCCGUCGUUCUGGAGGAAGCCGGGAAGCUGCGGAACAAGCCGAGUGAUCCUGGCAUCACAACAGUGGAGCCUUGUAAUGCAGAGCCUCCACCUCCGAGUCCAGCCAUGUAUCAGCUGGAUAUUGUCUUGAAGAAAGGCAACAACUUGGCCAUCAGAGAUCGUACAGGAACCAGCGAUCCAUAUGUCAAGUUCAAGAUUGCAGGGAAGGAGGUGUUCAGGAGUAAAACCAUUCAUAAGAACCUCAAUCCAGUGUGGGAUGAAAGAACAAGUCUCCUGGUAGAAAGCCUGAGGGAACCGCUGUACGUCAAGGUUUUUGACUAUGACUUUGGACUUCAGGAUGACUUUAUGGGCUCAGCGUAUUUGUACUUGGAGUCUUUGGAACAUCAAAGGACCCUAGAAGUUACCUUGGACCUAAAGGACCCGCAUUAUCCAGAGCAUAAUCUGGGCAGCCUUGAACUUUCCGUCACGUUAUCACCACGAGAGGGAGACAUAAGAGAUGCAACCAUGCUUUUGAGAAGGAACUGGAAACGAUCUAGUAAGUGCCAGAGUAUGCGCCUGUCAGACGUACACCGAAAAGCUCAGCUGUGGCGGGGCAUCGUCAGCAUCAGUCUGAUCGAAGGUCGCGGCCUCCAGCCUAUGGACUCAAACGGCCGAAGUGACCCUUACGUCAAAUUUAGGAUGGGCCACCAAAAGUACAAGAGCAAGGCAAUUUCCAAAACACUAAAUCCUCAAUGGAGAGAACAGUUUGACUUUCAUAUGUAUGAGGAGCAAGGAGGCUAUGUGGACAUUACGGUCUGGGACAAAGAUGCUGGCAAGAAAGACGACUUCAUGGGAAGGUGUACAAUCGACCUGUCUCUACUGAGUAAAGAACACACGCACAAGCUGGAGUUGCCGCUAGAGGAAGGCGAAGGCGUGCUGGUGAUGCUGGUGACGCUCACAGCUUCUGCUGCCGUCUCCAUCUCGGACCUGUCGGUCAACGUGCUGGACGACCCUCACGAGAGACACCAGAUCAAGCAGAGAUAUAGCAUGUGGAGGUCAUUGCAUAACCUGAAAGAUGUUGGUGUGGUACAGGUAAAAGUCAUCCGGGCUGAAGGUCUGAUGGCGGCAGAUGUCACUGGUAAGAGUGACCCUUUCUGUAUAGUGGAGCUGAGUAACGACCGGCUGCAGACUCACACUGUUUACAAAAACCUCAACCCAGAGUGGAACAAGGUCUUUACUUUUAACGUGAAAGACAUUCACUCAGUGCUCGAGGUCACCGUUUACGACGAAGACCGAGACAGAAGCGCGGACUUCCUGGGAAAAGUGGCCAUUCCUUUACUAAAUAUCCAAAAUGGAGAACGCAAAGCCUACGUCUUGAAAAGCAAGGAGCUGACAGGGCCAACAAAAGGGGUCAUCUUUCUCGAAAUAGACGUCAUUUAUAAUGCUGUGAAAGCUGGUCUUCGGACGCUGAUUCCAAUUGAGCAGAAGUACAUAGAGGAAGAGCCCAAGGUGUCCAAACAGCUGCUGUUGCGCAACUUCAACAGAGUGAGGCGCUGCAUCAUGUUCCUCAUCAACACAGGCUGUUACAUCAACAGCUGCUUUGAAUGGGAAUCCCCACAGAGGAGCAUUUGUGCAUUUGUGCUCUUUGUCAUCCUGGUCUGGAACUUUGAACUCUAUAUGAUUCCGCUGGCUUUGUUGCUGCCCUUGGCCUGGAACUACAUCCUCAUCUCGUCGGGCAAGGAUACAAGACAAGAUGUGCAAGCAAUGGAGGAUCUGAUGGAGGACGAAGAUGAGGAUUUUGACAAAGAUGACAGGGACCCUAAACCAGAGGCCGUGGACGACAGCUGUGAUAAAAACCAUAUCCUCGAGGAUAUGUUGGCUUCGUGGCACUUUGAGUGGAUGCUAACAAUGGUGGACUCUGAGAGAAAGGGCUUCAUGAACAAGCUUUAUGCCAUUCAGGACGUGUGUAUCAGUGUGCAGAAUGCGCUGGAUGAAGUGGCCUCCUAUGGCGAGAGGAUAAAGAACACUUUUAACUGGACUGUGCCUUUCCUAAGCUGGCUGGCCAUUGUCGCUCUUGGAAUGGCGACCCUCAUUGUUUACUUCAUCCCGCUAAGAUACAUUGUGCUAGCAUGGGGAGUGAAUAAAUUCACCAAGAAGCUACGGGAUCCUUACACCAUCGAUAACAACGAGAUCUUAGACUUUUUGUCCAGAGUGCCCUCUGACGUCCAAGUGGUGCAGUACCGAGAGCUGAAACUAGAUCCCAAUCCCAGUCCAAAUAAAAGGAAGAAAAACAACCCGGGGUAGAAGUCUUUGCUUGUCCACUUCCUAUGUGCUGCUCCAUUACUGGACUCUGAGGAACAGAGGGAGACGGUCGGAAACCAACGUGGCCCGGCAAGAACUCCCCCAGAGCUCCCACCCUGUUCGUUUGUUUCUUUUUCAUGUCCAUCACCCCCCCCCCCCCAAAAAAAAAAAUUCUUAUCCCCAUUUUGUUGAGAAAAAAAGAGGGAAUGAGUGGAAUUGAUGUAUUUUAAUGAUUAAGUGCAUCUCUGUUUAUCAGAAAACAAGCCUUAUAAUUGCCAUAGUUCUAGUUAUUGCAUUUUUAAAAUGAUAGUAGCUUUGGUACUCACGCCCUCUCACACUAAAAGAAUGCCACGUUCGAAGGCAGCCGUUUAAAUAUGACUUUACUGAAUUCAACAGCUUUGGUUUUCGACACACUUUUCAAAAGCACUUCUAUGAAAAUGAAUGUGCAACCGUUGUUUGAAUUUCCAGUAACCAAAAUCUAAAUGUUUUCAGCAGUAAAAUUAAGCCUAAAAAAUCCAACAACAACAACAAAAAAAUCAGCUGUUUAAAAAAAAAAAAAAAAAAGGGUGAAAAUUCCGUUGCAACACCCGAUCGAUCUCCGUCGUAUUUCCUUACUCAAAACAAUCACAACCAUGGGCAGAUCCAACAGAGUGGGAUCGUAGACCGGCGUGCCACCCCAGUCGGGACCAAUUGGGGCGGGGGGGGGGGGGGGGGGUGUUUGGGAGCUCAAUUUAACAUUUACGAGUGUGAAACAUCAAUAUCUGACUGCACUGAACACAACAUGAGCUGACAUCAGAUUACCUGUGGCCUACAGUGUUCUACAGUAGUAUUUUUUAACCACUGUUGUGCUGCAGCGUAAUGGAAAAUCAUCCACUUUCACCUGAUUGAUGCAACAAUGUUUUUUGAAAAUGAAUCUUCAAAUGUGCCGUUGCUGAGUGUCUGCUGUCCAAUCAUGGAAUACUCGUCCAUAUAAAUAGUUAAUUACAUUUUUAGUGAGUUUAGUACAUAAGAGGUAAGGGACUUGCGGCUGUCACUGGGACGAGCUAGUGAAACUAUAACUGUGACAGCGAUGGGAAAAGUUUUUUAAAAGAUGCUAACACCCUUGAUUUGAAUCGUCGUGGAAUAGAUUAUUGUCCAAAGAUUCAAUAAUGCAUUAUACCAUUAAAUAUUUGCCACAACUCAAAAAGUCUCCACCCCUCGCAACUUCCAAAAUAUCUUUCUAGAUCCAUCCCUGAUCACAUGCUGUGAUCAACUUUUAAUGAACUGUUAGUCAUCUAGGGCUGCAACUAACGACUAUUUUUUUCCUAAAUAAUCGAUUAAUCAGAUAAAUGUCACCAUUUCAAUUACCUUCACUGACAAUGAAGACAAAAUGAUGACUAUUUCUUUCAAAAAAUAUUUUAUUACAGCUUCCUGACUUUAGUCUACAACUGUACUAAGUACAUAAAACUUGUUAAAGUCUUAAAUAAAGGUUUUAAGUAUAAAAGAAUUUGUCAGUACUCAAAGCAGAUAAAAGUCCAGAUGAUUGACUUUUUUUUUUCUUGUGGGCAAAGUGCUGAUAUAAAUUAUAUACAAUGACACAUUUCUUUAAACAAACUAAACAAUACAAUCGAAUGAGGAGGCAGAUUCUAAUCCGUUUUCUUUAUCAAACAGUUGUUCAUAAAUACAGUCCAAUACCAAUUUCAAAGCACUCUCACAGUUUGAAUGAGAGUUUGUGUUGAAAGGAGACUAAGCGAUUAUAUGAAAAGGUUUAUGUGUGUGGUUUCUUUAUAAAAAGAAAUGAGACUUUAGUAUCCAACAAUAACUCAAGUGCAUUUAUGCUUCUCCAAAACACAAUACAAACGGGCACUUAAGACAAUGAUUAGCAUAAUCGCUGACUAGCUUAGCGCUCCUUGCAAAGUAGUAACGCCACAUCAACAAAGAAUACAAUCAAAUCAAUUGGCGUCAUUUACUCACCUCCGACGGAAAACAAAAUCAGGAUCAUUAUCAGACUUUUAGAGAGCUUGCUGAUGUAAAAUCAUUUGAUUCAGCAGCGUUAGGGGAGAGAGACAUGGAAAACACGACAGGAUAGGUGGCCUUGAGUUCCAGAUUUGGUGAACCCUGGUUCAGUUGUCAAACCUAAACACAAAUUGAUCAAUUCAUAAAACUCAUUCACUGCCAUUGACAGCAAUAGACAAAAUAAUCCAUUUUAAGAGAGAUAUCCGGCGUUCAUUGAUCAUGUUUUAGUACUAUUGACGUUCAUAGAUGUCCAAUCUAUUUUGACUGGGAGGGAAUGAGCGCCGCCAGUUUUCCCAAUCAUAAGGAUUAGACGUCUAUUGCAGUCAGUGGCAGCCAACAUUUUAAUUCAUGACAUAAAACAGAACAGUAAGAAUGUUAUAAGUGGUUCUAUGCCAUAGUUCCAGGGGUCCCCAACCUUUUUUGCACCAUGGACCGGUGUGAUUGUUUUUUUUGUUUUUUUUUUCCAUGGACCGGUGUUCUGUCAAAUUUUGCACCCUUAUAAAAUUUUGCUCCCAAAGCUUUUGUGGCGGUGAAAAAAGCCCUCUUUUAUAUUCAGUUGGACUCUCAAUGUUAUCCAACGGUGCUAAAAACAUAUUUUCAUCAUAAACACGCGUGUGGAACACAAAAAUGGCGUAAAUGAAUGCUUAACGACACGGCAAAGACGUUAAGCUAGAGAGCUGUGUGCAGUUGUGUGCAGCUAACAUGGCAAGCGUAAGUUAAUAUCCCUUUCUCUAAAGAAAGUUUGUAGUGUGUACUCUGGAAUCGCUGCAUUCGCGGUCAUUUUUAAAGUUACGAGCAUGCCAAAUUUGUCAGAAAACCAGCAAUGUGCGGCAGAAAAAUACAGCAAAUAUAAAAUAACAUUUUUUUUUAGCCCCGUUGUGUUAAGUGCAUGGAAAAUACAACUCCCGCGCUGAAUCCGUGGGAGGCCUGAGCUUGUUUCGUUGAGACAAGAUGGUCCUGAGAUGGGAGAGUGAGAGAAGCCCACUUCAUGUUGGAAAUUGUAGUUUUCAGUGCUCUCCUCGCGAUGUCAGGAUAUGCCGAAAUGACUUUAAUCCAGAACCUAGGUAGAGUUGUUGUCUCAUUUGUACGUUUAAGGUCGCAGUGAUUUGCGAUCUCUACAAGCCGAUAUUCCUGUUGCACAGACAUGCUCGAAUCAGUCGGUUUAUUCACAUACGGGUCACGAAUCCACUCCUUCGCAGUUCGUGGGUCAUUAGUGAUUGGGAACUAGCGUAGAUUUUGUUUUCUUCGAGGUUGUAGGCUCAUCUUCUGGCUCAUCAGGUGCCCUUUUCCCCGUAAAAAAAUGUGUUUUUCAGUCAUUCUUGUGUGGGGGCUAAUUAUUUCAGGGAACAAAGGUGAUGCGCCCGCCCUAUGUCAUACAUCAUUAUCGAGGACAAGCGCACAUAAAUAUACAAAACAAGAUGUCCUGCUAGCAGUCCAAUCAAUUAGUUUCUAUGACGACAUUCUAUCCUGUAGUAUAUCUAGAGUAGACAGGGAUAUUGGUGUGUUAAGGGGCACACGGCAAAGUUAAUUUGGCCAGAAUGCAGUCGUUAAUAAGUAAUUAUUUCUGUGCGGCUGGUACCGGUCCGCGGCCCAGCGGUUGGGGACCCCUGCCAUAGUUAAUGCGUGGUCAAUGUAAAAUCAGUUCAUUGUGGAGCAGAUCUGGUUAAUCCACCACCAUUAUGGCAGCUAAUAAAUUCAAGGUUAACACCUUUAAAAAAAAAUAAUAAUGAAAACUUGUUGACCCUAAGUGUGUUUUUUUUGGGGGGGGGGGAUUCUAAUCUGUAAUAAAACCUUCAUUGACUGUUCUGUUGUACAAGCAUCAACGCAAACAGUAGUACAAAUGAACACACAAUGAUGCUGUGCCUCAGGCUGCCCUCACCAUCCACCAACUUUUGAUCCAAGUGGUGUGUGCGCGCGUAAGUGAAACGCGAACGCCAGCGAGACUUUUGUGUGUUUAUGGAAUCAAAGACGAGCUGGUGUCUUCUCACUCAUGUUGUUAUGUUACCAUUUGAAGCCCCCCUGCAGCUGUGUACUGUAUACUGUUUUUUUGCUUCUGUCUCCGUCAUAUACAGUAUUCUCAUAGAGAAAUGACCAUAGAGAAUGGCUUCUGGGUAGGAAGAACUUGUUUCUUGAAUUCAACUCCAUGAAAUAUUUAUUAUAAAAGUGUAAGCUGGGCCCCUUUUGUGACAGAAAAACAUUCAACAACUACCCAGAUUAAAGCUGGUAUUGCUGCAAGACCGUAUUUCUUUUAUUUCCAAUUCCUGUAUUCGUACUGGUGUUCCAAAACUUUUGGUGUGUUAUAGAGCCCUAGAUAUGACAUGAAUGAAAAAAAUUAACUCAUGCGCACAGAGCUUGUACUUCAUGUGCACGAGUUAAAUUCUUAAUGCGCAAGAACUAUUAUUUCAUGUGCAUGAAAUCGUUACCGCGAGCUCACGAAGUAGAUCAAGCACCAUGCGGCACACGAGGGUAAACACACAGAGCUUAAUUAAUUUCUUUGUUCUUUCGGCUAAAACUACAAGAUGGACAGAGAAGAGGUGAUUAUUAUUUUAGGCUGGGGAUGAGCUAUAAAAUCUUGAAAAGCCUGGGAUUGUGAGGAGCAGUAUUCUGCUUAAAUGUCUAUCGCUAUUAGUAAGAGCCAGGUUGCUUUUUUGGCAGCAGAAGUACGACUUGGAGAUUUCAUUGAUUUCAUUGUUCAGUUUAAGUCUGUAAAGACCCGUUCGAUGAGUUUACCUUCAUGACCCGUACCGCACUAGCUGUACUUGGUGAGCUCGCUAUUAACGAUUUUCUUCACGAGAAAUAAUUACUUGGGCCGCACAAAUUAGUAACUUGUCCACACAAUGUACUAGUUCGUAUGCACGAACAAUUUGAGCGUGCACACGUUUUUUUCUUAAUCAUGUCUGUGAUUCUAUAGCGUUGCCAUUAAUUUAUGAAUUCAGUUUAAAGUAACUAUGCUUUUGGCCAAUGUUGCAAACAAACCAAAGUGUUCAAUGUUUUGUUUGCAUUUAAAAGCUAUUAAUCAGGGGUGUCCAAAGAAAAUAUUAGGGGGAUUUUUUUACUGGAUUUACUGGAGGCUUUCACCUCCAGUAAAUUUCCAUUGAACAAGGCCCAUGUCAUUUGCUAGCAUUGUUCUUAUUUGUUGCACUCAGAAGAAUUCCCAAGUCUCACGUCCACGUUUUGCACCUAUCACAUCACUAUGAUCAUCAAAAUAGCAUUUAUACUGUACGAAAGAAGAAAAGCUGAAUUUCAAAGUGGCCCUCACGGCCUUUUUCGGGAUGCGGCACUUAGAUGAAAAUGGACACCUCUGGUCUAAAUGAAUGUAUCAUCAGACUGUAAAGAAGAAGAAAAAAAAACAACAUUUAUUUGCACCCACAUGAAAUGAGACUAUUUAUUUUUUAACUCUGUAAAUAGCUAAGUCCUUAUUGAAUGAUGGUUCUAUUUUAUACGUAUGCUUGUUGAUGGUCUGCUAUCGACUCUAAAGUAUCUGUAUGCCUGCCUCAUUUUUCUAAGAUGUCUUUUUGUGUGUGUGUGUCUGCCUGCAAUGUUUUGUGCCUGCCUGCGACAUCAUCAUGUGUUUAACCUGUGACAUCGUGACCGCGGAAAGAGCUCAGGUGGGCUGGCUCAUUUCAACAAACCAACUCCUUUCUCGCAGAAAUGAAAUGCAUCUGAUUUAUGUCCAAGAAAAAUAAAAUAAAUCUGUUUUUAUCUUUACUACUCUGAGUCAUGCCAAUGUGUUCUUAAUCUGAAUGACGUUUUUGAUUUUAGAAACGGCUAUCAGGCUUGAACGACAUUAAAUAGAAGGGUCAUUCAAUAAUUUAGUCAAUAAAUUUUUUUGGAAUAGAUCGGAGCUGACUUUUUUUUCCCAACGUAGUCUCCCAGCACUGUCACACACUUUUCCCAUCUAAAAAAAAAGCUGCUGUAUUCCUUCAGCAUAAAAAUAUUUGGGCAGAUGUCUUGGCCAGUCACAACACUUUUGACUUCGUCACUUUAAGCUUUGUGCCAUUUUUUUCAGCUCAAACAUGUUGCACCACAUUCCUCUAUGACGUUCAACUAGUUUACACCCUUAACAAAAAAAAAAACAUAUCUGACCGCUGUUAAAUCCUGGAGCAGGCUUCUUGGUCUUCCAGCUUUUGUUAAUCGACAACACUUUUUUUGGUUUUAAUCUGAAAAAGAAAUUUAAUCCAUGUGAAAAAUAAGACGGUAUUAGAAGUCCUUAUACCAAAAAUUAACAUUCAUUGAAUGACCGUCAUAUACACUGCUGGCCAAAAGUACUGGCACCCCUGCAAGUCUAUCAGAUGCUCAACUUCUCCCAGAAAAUGAUUGCAAUUACAAAUGCUUUGGUAGUAAUAUCUUCCAUUUAUUUUGCAAUGAAAAAACAGAAAACAAUGAAAAAUAAAAUUAAAUCAAUAUCAUUUUGCACAAAACUCCAAAAUUGGGCUGGGCAAAAGUAUUGGCACCCUCAGCCUCAUACUUUGUAGCACAACCUUUAGACAAAAUAAUUGAGAAUAAUCGCUUCCGGUAUCCGUCAUUGAGUUUUUUACAAUGCUCUGCUGGAAUUUUAGACCAUUCUUCUUUGGCCAACUGCUCCAGGUCUCUGAGAUUUGAAGGGUGCCUUCUCCAAACUGCCAUUUUCAGAUCUCUCCACAGGUGUUCUAUGGGAUUCAGGUCUGGACUCAUUGCUGGCCAUUUUAGAAGUCUCCAGUGCUUUCUCUCAAACCAUUUUCUAGUGCUUAUUGUAGUGUGUUUUGGGUCACUGUUCUGCUGGAAGACCCAUGACCUCUGAAGGAGACCCAGCUUUCUCACACUAGGCCCUACAUUGUGCUGCAAAAUUUGUUGGUAGUCUUCAGACUUCAUAAUGCCAUGCACACGGUCAAGCAGUCCAGUGCCAGAGGCAGGAAGCAACCCCAAAACAUCAGGGAACCUCUUCAAUGUUUGACUGUGGGGACCAUGUUCUUUUCUUUGAAGGCCUUACACUUAGGGUUGUUACGAUCAUGUUUUUUUGCUCCCGAUCCGAUCGUUUUAGUUAGAGUAUCUCCCGAUCCGAUUGUUUUUUUUUUUUUUUUUUUACUCCCGAUUCAAUUCUAAUCAUUCCCGAUAAUUUUUCCUGAUCAUAUACAGUGGGCAGAACAAGUAUUUGAUACACUGCCGAUUUUGCUGGUUUUCCCACUUGCAAGCCAUGUAGAGGUCUGUAAUUUGUAUCAUAAGUUCUCUUCAACUGUGAGGGACGGAAUCUAAUACAAAAAUCCAGAAAAUCACAUUGUAUAAUUUUUAAAUAAUAAAUUUGUAUUUAACUGCACGAAAUAAGUGAUACAUUACCAACUAGUAGAUAUUUCGGCUCUUAGUUUUUUUAAGAACCCCUCCUGUUCUCCACUCAUUACCGGAAGUAACUGCACCUGUUUGAACUUGUUACCUGUAUAAAAGACACCUGUUCACAUGCUCAAACAAACAAACUCCAGCCUCUCCACAAUGGCCAAGACCAAAGAGCUGUGUAAGGACAUCAGGGAUAAAAUAAUAGACCUGCACAAGGCUGGGAUUGGCUACAGGAAAAUAAGCAAGCAGCUUGGUGAGAAGGUAACAACUGUUGGAGCGAUUAUUAGAAAAUGGAAGAAGUUCAAGUUGACGGUCAAUCUGCCUCGUUCUGGGGCUCCAUGCAAGAUCUCACCUCGUGGGGCAUCACUGAUCAUGAGGAAGGUGAGGGAUCAGCCCAGAACUACACGGCAGGACCUGGUCAAUGACCUGAAGAGAGCUGGAACCACAGUCUCGAAGCAAACCAUCGGAAACACAUUAUGCCGUCAUGGAUUAAAAUCCUACAGCGCACGCAACGUCCCGC
Messenger RNA from Corythoichthys intestinalis (scribbled pipefish), 10681 nucleotides. Its product is annotated as multiple C2 and transmembrane domain-containing protein 1. Gene Ontology annotation, cellular component: synaptic vesicle membrane. Gene Ontology annotation, biological process: regulation of neurotransmitter secretion. Gene Ontology annotation, molecular function: calcium ion binding. The record is from RefSeq and is a predicted model, not a curated record. The transcript has 22 exons. The coding region runs from base 112 to 2862 and encodes 916 amino acids. NCBI's taxonomy places the organism in Eukaryota, Metazoa, Chordata, Actinopteri, Syngnathiformes, Syngnathidae.